AUCAAAGAUGGUAUAUGUUUCAAAAAAUGGGACCUACACCCAAUCCGAGAUUUCACCUCACGAUGACUGCGUCACAAGAAAAAGUUAUGGUUUUUGGUGGUGAAUCCAUACAAGGAGCAAAGCCAGAUGAAGAUGGUUUAAUUCACAUAUUAGAUACAUCUAAAAUAAAAUAUCCUCCUGUCACACAAAACGCCAACCCACAACAA
Scutellospora calospora is the source of this 206-nucleotide messenger RNA. Lineage: Eukaryota; Fungi; Glomeromycota; Glomeromycetes; Diversisporales; Gigasporaceae. The record is from the annotation of a GenBank genome assembly.